Messenger RNA from Bradysia coprophila, 931 nucleotides. RefSeq lists its product as uncharacterized. The record is from RefSeq and is a predicted model, not a curated record. Lineage: Eukaryota; Metazoa; Arthropoda; Insecta; Diptera; Sciaridae.
ACGACAUAUACGCUUCAUUAACUCAUGCGGAAAACGAACAUAUUAUUAGCUGAAAGUAUCAUUAUACCGAUCUACAUACGAUUAUUAACGUACUGAUGUGAUGUGUUGCCUGAAAUAAAAGUACGAAUGUGUUGUGAAGUCAUGCACAGUGUUAUCAUGGAAAUGCAAGGUGGCAGAGCAUUUUUCUUAGUAGUGUUUGCAAGUCAGUGCUACGUUUCGGCGUGUGCGAAAAAUCUCAUCGUAAUCAUCCCAAAUACUGAGAUAUGCAAAGUGCUUGAUCACACGUUCGUGCAAAGUUAUACUUGCAGGUCGAAAAACGUCAACCGUACACUGAACCUUAGUUCAAAAGAAAUCAUUUUUAAACCAGGCGUGACUCUGACAAACUACCAUGCGCACGUUACUUUGUACCGUAAAUUUGCUACUGUCUACCGACAAUUCAUGGUCGACGUCCACUACGAUUCGUGUGCUUUCCGUGCUGGCAAGAAAUCGACUGUAACGCAAGUUAUAAGCUUUGACGGACGACUCAAAUACGGCAAUUUUUGGGAACCUUGUCCUCUAUCGGGAAGACGGUAUGAACAUAACGUGCCUAUGGGUAAAUUUGCGGUGGACAUCUUUCCAUCUGGGGAAUACAGAUUCGACACUAGAAGUUAUACGAUUGUGAACGGUGAAAAGAAAUAUCUCAUGUUAACACAAAGCUAUGGAGAAGUAAAGUAUACGACAAUCGAGCAUUGGAAGAAGAAGUAGGAAACUCAUUCGAAAACAGAUCGGUCUUGGAUUUCGAUUUUCUCUUUGUGCUACAAAUAGAUUGAGUGAAUCAGACUAUUAGCCUAGAUAAGUCAUAGUGACUUAGUGACCUUAGCUAAGGGAAAUAUUAUGUUCAAUCACGUUUCAUUAAACAGUCGAAUGGCAAAGUUGUGUUUUAUUGAAAGUC